This is a messenger RNA of Silurus meridionalis, 3741 nucleotides long. It is a transcript of the gene skor1a, whose product is annotated as SKI family transcriptional corepressor 1a. The transcript has 12 exons. Gene Ontology annotation, biological process: negative regulation of transcription by RNA polymerase II; negative regulation of BMP signaling pathway. Gene Ontology annotation, cellular component: transcription regulator complex; nucleus. The record is from RefSeq and is a predicted model, not a curated record. Gene Ontology annotation, molecular function: DNA-binding transcription factor activity, RNA polymerase II-specific; SMAD binding; RNA polymerase II cis-regulatory region sequence-specific DNA binding. Bases 709 to 3018 code for a protein of 769 amino acids. NCBI's taxonomy places the organism in Eukaryota, Metazoa, Chordata, Actinopteri, Siluriformes, Siluridae.
UGUGUUUUUUUUUUUUUGCUGUAAAUGAUGCAGCAAAAUCGUAUAAAUUUUCAGUUAAUGUCACAGUGAAUCUAGAGAUUCUGACCCAACGUGAGUUCAUCCACAGCCUUCAUCCACACGCAGCAUCCUCAUGUUGAUUCACACCUCAGGUAAUUUUACACUGACAAAACAACAUGCCAGUGUUUUUGUGAAGCAGAAGGAAACCACAAGACUUGAAGGAAUCUCACAAGGCCCAGAAGCUUCAUCCGCAGAGCUGCCUUCCUGGUAUCAUCUGAACAGACGUUUGUGGACACCUGACCAUAAGGAGUGCUUAAUUACCCGAGACAACAUCUGAGUCUUCAAUGUUCCUGUUCCUGUAAUGUGCUAUGCAGAUGAUCUGAAAUGUACGACUUGUACCGCAAAGCCCUGGAACAUCUGAGAAGAACUGGCCCGGACUGGCAUGCGGUCUCUCGAUGCUCUGUGCUUGAGACGAAUGGAAAUGUUUGCCCUACAACUCUGAGAGAGAAAAGGAGAGAGAGAGAGAGAGAGAGAGAGAGAGAGAGAGAGAGAGAGAGAGAGAGAGAGAGGAGGAGUAGGAGACUCUACAGCGUGUCUCUCAUUGCGUUAUUGGACAUCUAGAAGACAGUUAUUGCCUUGCUCCUUGCAAUAAUUUGGCUGGAUCAAGUCCCUCGUUCUUGCUGGUGUUUGGGGUAAAAAGAUUCCCAGGGAAUGGAGCCGAUCAGCGCGCCUCUGGGCUCGGCACCGGAAGCCAGCUCUCCUCCGCACUCCAAACGGGACGUGUCUCCAUUCUCCGGCGGCGCGUCGCUGAAGCCCAACCAAGUGAGCGAGACGUCUCUAUACGGUGUCCCCAUCGUGUCUCUGGUGAUAGAUGGUCAGGAGCGGCUGUGCCUGGCCCAGAUCUCCAACACUCUGCUAAAGAGCUACAGCUACAACGAAAUUCACAACCGGCGCGUCGCCCUGGGUAUCACGUGCGUUCAGUGCACGCCAGUGCAGCUGGAGAUCCUGAGGCGCGCCGGCGCCAUGCCCAUCUCCUCGCGCCGCUGCGGGAUGAUCACCAAACGCGAGGCGGAGCGGCUCUGCAAGUCGUUCCUGGGAGCUCACUCUCCGCCGAAGCUGCCCGAGAACUUCGCGUUCGACGUGUCUCACGAAUGCGCGUGGGGCUGCAGGGGCAAUUUCAUCCCGGCCAGGUACAACAGCUCGCGAGCCAAGUGCAUCAAGUGCGCGUACUGCAGCAUGUACUUCUCGCCAAACAAGUUUAUCUUCCACUCGCACCGCACGCCCGAGUCCAAGUACACGCAGCCAGACGCGGCGAAUUUCAACUCCUGGAGGCGCCACCUGAAACUUGCGGACAAGCUCGUGCCCGACGACAUUUCCCAUGCUUGGGAGGACGUGAAGGCCAUGUUUAACGGCGGCAGCAGGAAAAGGACAAUGCCCGGAAGCGGGUGCGAGAUGUCGUCUCUCAAAGCGCAGGGUCCGAGCCAUGUCAGGCAGCCCGCGUCCCCGGAAAUCCCGCACAAAACCCUGCGCUGCGACGACGAGCGCGCGAACCUCGGCCUCUCCAGCGGCGCGCACCGGAAUUACCCGGUCAUUCCGGUCCCCAGCAAAGGUUUUGGCAUGCUCCAGAAAAUACCACCGCCGCUCUUCCCACAUCCGUACGGCUUCUCCCCGUUCGGGUUGUGCCCGAAGAAGGACGACGUCACGAACGAGCAAAGCAAAACGGGCGUACCAGGUGUGUUUUGGGCAGGCACGAAGGACAGCCUGUACCCCUCGUUCCCCAUGUUCUGGCCCACGUCGGGCGCUCUGCCACUGCCGCCCUAUCCUCACGCACAACAAAAGCAGCCGCACGAGCUCACCUCGAGCCGCCAGGCCGAGACAGAUGUCUCCGAGCACGAGCGUCCGAGGAGCAGCACUCCCAGAGACAGCGAGCGCUGCUCGAGCUCCCAGUCGCUCGAGGACAAGUCGGCCGACGAGCUGAGGCCGUCAGAGGGUCACGCGGCGUCUCCGCCACGGAAAUCCAGCUACGUGUCCGCCUUCAGGCCCGUGGUCAAGGACGCGGAGAGCAUAGCCAAGCUCUAUGGCAACCGGGACGCGUACGCGGGGCCGCCCGCGGGCCACCUGUCCCCGGACUUCAUCAGUGACACCUCGAGCUACAGGUCCGCCUCGCCGGAAGUCGAUAGCGGAGGAGAACAGGAAGUGGACGUGGAGUCCAACCGGGAGACGCACGAUGACGACGAGGAUUCCGUGCAGCUGUCCGUGGAGGACCGGCAGAGUCCAGUGAGGCAGAUCGUGCCCCGGCUGGGUCAUGGAGAAGACGUAAGGGAAAGCAGAGAAGAAGUAGAGGAAGAGGAAGAAGAUGAUGAUGAGGAGGAGAGACACGAGACCCCAGAGAACACAGAUGAAGAUAGGCUGAGUGACAGAGCGCCAAAAAGUGACAGCACUCCAACAUAUGAUGUGUGUGUUGCUGAAAAGGACGCAGGACUUGCAAUGAACUCACCUCCUGUUCCAGCACCUAAAUACCCUCUGAUCCAGGAAUCACACAAUUCUCACAGAUUCAGUCAUGCUCCAGUACUAGAGGACGACUGGGAAUCGCAGAAAUCCCGUCACGAACAAAUCAACGUUUCGAAAGAAUCUGAGAUUGAAGGCGCAUCGAGGACUGAUGGCAGAUUCCAGUUUGUUGAAAAAGAUAUCGAGCACAUGGCGAAAGAGGAACUCCAAAAACAGCUGGUGGAGCAAAUGGAGCUUAGGAAGAAAAUGGAACGGGAGUUUCAAAAUCUAAAAGAUAAUUUUCAGGACCAGAUGAAGAGAGAGCUGUCUUAUCGAGAGGAAAUGGUGCAGCAGCUGCAAAUAGUUAGGGACACUUUGUGCAACGAGUUGGAUCAAGAGAGAAAGGCUCGAUAUGCAAUUCAGCAGAAGCUAAAAGAAGCUCACGACGCUUUACACCACUUCUCCUGCAAGAUGCUCACUCCACGCCACUGCACAGGAACGUGCACUUUUAAACCUCCUCUACUGCCACCUUAAUCGAAUUUCCCACGCUGGACCACUACAACGGAUUUUUACACUGCGUGAAAAAAACCAAAAGACCUCUCCAAUAAACUUAAAAGCACUGAACUUUCCGAGGACCGAAAAACGUGCGACAGUCUCAAAAACUCGAAUGGCAUCUUUUUUUUGGCGUUCUGCACAGACAGGACAUGAAACGUACAAGGACAAGUCGUCUUGAAAUCCAGCAAGCCAGCAGAACGAUGAGAGUCAAAGAGUGGAACUGUUUCGAAAUAUAUGUACAAUAGAAUAUGAAUAUGAACUCAGUCGAAGCUUCUUUUUUUUGUUCGUUUGUUUCUUCUCCUUCCUUAAAAUGCCACGAAUACAUAAAGUGGUGCUGUGCAAUGAAUUGUGAAAUCUCACAACGUUUUAAAUGGUCACUAUUUGUGUGUUUUUAUGUUGUAUUUAUUCCAAAUUGAUUCACUGAUGUGCUCUCCCACAUGGAUUGUAUCUGUAUAAGCACUUUAAAAAAAAAAAAGCUAAAAUGAUAAAGACCUACCUAAUCCCAAAUUGAAUCUACCUUCAAUUAAAGAUGUUUACCAUGUUCCUGUGUACAGAAUAAAAUCUGACCAAGCACUUAGUCCACCUUUUCCUGAUACAGAGCUCAAACUUUUGGGGAAAUGGUACCAAUCUACAUAUAUGUGAUUAAUCACCUGUGACUUUUGAAGUGUAUUUUCAAGAAUAAAAUGGCUCCUUUCUUCAUUA